Spirodela intermedia is the source of this 20622-nucleotide messenger RNA. The record is from the annotation of a GenBank genome assembly. Lineage: Eukaryota; Viridiplantae; Streptophyta; Magnoliopsida; Alismatales; Araceae.
AUGGAAGCGGAGAAGGUGGCGCCCGCCGCCGCAAAGGAGGAGGAGGAGGAGGAGGAAGGGGACAGGGAGGUGGAGGUGAUCCACCAGUGGUCGGCGCCCCGGUCCCUCAGCACCAGCCUAAUGUACUCCUUCGCUCAGGUCUCAACGCCGUCCACCCGCCGGGUCUGAUUACAUUUCAACUGUCUCUCAUCGGAAGUGACGAAUGUGCCUGGGGAAUCGGAAUUAAUCCAUUCUCCUGGCCGAUGCUGGUCCCCCAAGAAUGACGCGUCAUUGUCUGAAUGCGGGUUCCUCUUAUUCCAUCCAAUUAUAGUUUCGAUCAUUCAUUUUUCAAGAAUUACUUCUGCGCUGGAUGUUGUGGACGACUUGGGGUCAUUCUUGAUUCAUAUUCCCAGUUUAUGCUCAUCUAAGUUGGCUAGAAAGUAACCUGAUAGAUCAUCGCUCAUCUAAUCUGUGGGACCGGAAAGGUCUCCACUUCUUUGGAGAAGUUAUUUCCAUUCGUCCGCUUGACAUUUACGAUUUAGCCAAGAAGUUUUUCUCCUAAACGCUGUACUGUUUGCGUAGGUGUUAGUUAUCGUGGGUCACUGCCCAGAUUAUGUGAGCCAACUAGUCAGCCAGACAGAAUAUUUCACUGAUGCUUUGGUUUUCGAAAUUUAUGGACUCGGCUAAUUUUUAUUCUUAGUUGCAUUGUUAAAGAAAUAAUUUUUUUGAUCCAUGAUGACCAAUAGGGCUCACAGAUUUCUCAUCAGACGAGUGAUCUGAUUUAUGUUAAAUGCGGACUUGGAAGAAAUAUUAUCCUUUUGUGUCCCUUUUUACACGUGCAAAUGUUCUGGGCACUCAAAAAAAUGUUGCGAAACGGAUGGAGGAUCCUGGAUUAAAAGAAUCAUUGUAGGUUUUGUUGUCUCUAUCUAAACGACUGAUAAAAUUUAUCGAGAUAUUUUAUUCAAUAAGAUCCAAAGAAUGCAUAUUCUGGUAAAAGCAUAAAUAACCGUAUUGCAUUGUGGUGAAACUCUGGAGUUGGCUUUGUUUGAAUGUCGGAUCUGUUCUAACACCUACUGAUCUACAUUUUCCCUUUCUGAAUUUUCUUGAUAGAAAAGAAAUAGUACGUGUUAAGCUGCUUCCCUUCUAGCAGUAGCAGAGAUACAUCCCUUUCGACGAUGUUGAGGUUCUGAUGACUGCUUACUUCUGUUAUACUGUUUUUACUUUCAGAGAGAUGAUAUGGAGGUCCUUGAUGAACCUCUUUAUGCAAAUUUUCUGAAAGUUACAGGAGCUGAUAGACCCUAUCGUGAUGAAAUUCUGUCAAAAAUGGUAUGCCAAGUUACACAGAGUACUUGUUGCUUUUUUCUCUUGUUUAUGAUUAAUAGUUCCAUGUAAAUUAUAAAUUCAUGAACUUCCUGUCGUGGUAAUUGAUUCUUAUGGUGACCUCUGUAGAUUCUUCACAUCAAUUACAUGUAUAUUGCUUCGUUUAUGAUUUGUAUGAUACCAUGCGCUGUAUUUUUUGUUUCAUAGAUUUCUUUACUGUGGCCAUAUUUCUUGAUAUCGAUUGACAUGUUGUUUAUUAAUCGAGCAUUGUCAUAAUGAUCAUCUAUUCUCCCCUUGUGCUGCUGCACUUUCCUGUUUGAUCCUUAGUUUAUGAUGUACUUUCUAUGCAUAUAUUUUCAAUGCAGGAUCCUGAUGGGAAUAAAGUGGUCAAGGAGGUGAUCUUUGGUCCUGGUAAAAAGAGGUAUCGUUUAUGCAAGGUAAUCCAGAUUGUAGUUGAUUUUUAGCAUGCACUUUAAUUAUCAUAAGUUAGUAACCUUGAUGAAGUUUCCAUGCCCGAUAUAAGUUUUCUAUAGCUAAUUUAUGCUUUUACUAGUAGAUGAGAAAAUACCAACCCUUCAGUGUCAACACUUUCUUGUCAAGACAAUAGUAACUAAACAAAAGUGUCAAUAUUUUUUACUGUAGACGUUGACAAUUUUUAUCUUUGGAAUUAUUUUGCUGAAAUUUACCUACUGUUUUGUGCCAUCAAAUUAUAUGAGAUUGAAGGUUCUGGAGGCUUAGGAAAAGCAUAUGGUAGAUCAUUAGAAUAGUCUACCAAGUGCCAUGAUUAACUGAUCGAAUUUUUAUGACUAGUCCUAGUUGUCUCUUUCCAAAGCAGUUGCAACUUAAUCAAUAAAAUGAAUCUUAGUCCAUAUUUUUUUUUUGCGUUAAUGAACUGGGAAUCAGUUUAUUAUCAUUUGUAGAUAUUGCAAAAUUAUUUGGGAUGUUUACCAGACUUAAUACUACUGAAGCUUGACACGCUUAAAAAGUUCAAUAUUUCAUAGUGAAGUGGUGGGUUCUCUAAGUUUUACUCUGUGAUUUGUCCUAAUGUGGCCCAGGAGUUUCUUGUUCAGUUUCCUUCAUAUCAAUUAUUGCAUUCAUUUACGGGAAUAAAUGGUCUUUAUGAUUUUCUGCGUUUUAUCAAUUAUUUCUGUUGGAUAUGUAUCUAUGAAUGAUUAGUUGACUCGUUUGUUCUGAAUUUAUUUAAUCUAUUUAAUGCAGCAUAUGGCAAAGCAACGGCUUCCAAGCUUGUCAAAUGAUAUGAUGAAGAAAGGGAAGCACUUCAUAUUGAUUAGAAGCCCCCUUCAAAUCUUGGUACUGUUUAUGCACUUUUUAUUUUGGUUCUUGUCGGACACAAUUCCUCUCAUUUGGGGUUCAAUAUUUGGUAUUAUUAUUGUCACGAAUUGGGCUUAAACGUAGACCUUGCCAAGUGUAAAUAUGUUUAACUUGUAUGUUUUUCAUUUCUCAAAGUCAGUAAGGAGAGACAGCAAAACAAAUGCUAAAUCUGUCUACCAUGGGAAAAUAUGAAUUUUGGUAAUUUUGAUAAGCAGAGUUAUCUUCAUAUAUGAUAGGCUUUGGCUAGAUUGGAAGAGAUUAUGGUGGUUACUGGUUUUAUACUUCAACUUGGUAUCUUUUUUAUAUUUUUAUGUUAUGUUUUCAUCUCCUCACCUACUGUUAACAUUUAGAUUGCGUUAUUUUUCUUCCCCUCUUUGUAUGACUACCAAUAACUAAUGAACGCUUCUGAUUUGAACCAAACAUUCGAGGAUACUGAUCCUCAAUCUAACAAUCAUACCUUUCAGGUUGACAGAUUAUAUACCUCUCUAGAAAUCUUAGUCUAGCAAUAGUCCUGGAAAAAAUCUGUAAUCUUUCAUGCGACUAUGCUUUCAUAUCUUAUUGCUAUUCUAUAUGGGAAUGGCACGGUUGAUAUUUAUUUCGCACAUCUAGUUUAUGGGCGUGCACCAUUGGAUCGAGUGUUUAUUAUCUUCAUAUUAUUAUCCUUUCCUGAUGGUAUCAAAAAAUUUAAAGGAAGCAUCAUCCCGACGAAAAUUUAUGCGUUUCUUUAAAAUUUUGGUACAUGUUUUUGCUGAUAACUUUAUAAAAUUCUUGUUGAAUAUGUUGCAGCCUUCUUUUGACAAAGUUAUACCGCCAUCAUUUCUUGAGCUGGGUUUUGGAAGCCUCGUCUCCAUCUAUUGUGAACUUUGUGAACUUGGUAAUCCUCCUCCUAUCAUUGAUGCAGAUGACCUUCAAGGAGAUCCUGAGGUUAGAUAAUUGCUAUUGUAAUUAUGGACAUUCUUGUAUGCAUUUUAAACAUACUUGACAGACCAUUUACCAUAGUUUUACUGUAGAAACCAUUACUUGCAACCCAUGCUAUGUCUCAGAGGACACCUGUUGAAUGUCUUUGGACUAGGCAAUUAUUUUACAUUUUCUCCAGUUUUUUCUGUCACAGCAUUUGUGCUAUCAGAAAACUAUGCAUUCUUUAAUUUUCCCUCUUAAAGUUUACCAGCUUUCGUGCAUUUAGUGGAUUUCAAAGUGUACUUCUUUUUAUUUUAUUAUCUGUUUGUUUUCCUGAAUCCUCUGUUAAUCAAAGCGUUCUUGUGUGUGUGUGCAGGGUAUCUUGCGUGGCCUUUGUGAAGAUUUAGAUAUUCCUUUCCAGACAUCAAUGCUCAGGUAAUUGGUUGUUUGAUCCUUUUGUUAUCAGCUUUGCCAUGACAUGGCUAAGAGGAGGAUGUGAGCAAUUAUGGUAUAUUGCGGUUCCUCCGGAUGCUGUUGUUAUCCUAGAUUAUGCACAUAAAUUUUUUGUGAUCUUUAUCUCGAGGGACUGUGGCUGCCUUUUAUGUCUUAAAGUAUUGGACCUAUUUAUUUCUUUUUGGUUGGGCAACAAGGUGCCAUCUUGAUUCACUCUUCCAGAAUAUAUUGCACUUCACUUUCUCACCUGGUUACCAACCCUAUGUGAAGAAGGGGAACAUAAAGCUUGAAUCUUUAGAUUCAAGCUUUGUACAAUCAUACCCAUCCAAAGCGUCUCCUGGCUUUGUUUGGCUUUUCGUUUUAGCAUUUACGGAAGAUGGGGAUGUUACUAUAGUGGUUGCCAGCUAGUCUGGAAUUAAAGCUUGACCACGGUUUCACUACUGCUUCAUGCCAUCUUUGGGCGUCUACUAGUAGUGGAUUGAUGAAUUGCCCAUAUUAAGAGUUCAUGUAGGGGCCAUUUCGUAGCUCGUCAUGGAUUUUUCUAAAAUUUUAAAGACCAUUUUUGUAGGUUGAUCAUUUACUGAAUAUGAGGAUAUAUCUCAUCUUUAAGAAGAACAGAUGUUAUCUUUCUUUUUACUAGAAUUCUUUGUUAACUUUUUAGUGCAUUCACCAAGGCCAUCAAAUAGAGAAAGAAAAGUAGAGCUCAAUAAUCUUUUGAUGAAACUGACGAAUUUUUCUGCCCCCUUUCUUACUUGCUGGUGGUGCUACCUGUUAAUGCUCUGUGCCAUAAAAGAUUCUGAUCUAAAGCAUAGGCAGGAAUAAUGCCAUGGCUAAGGCAGCCACCUAGCCGCUAGUGCCUUUCCCUUUUUGUUUUUUUCUUUUCCUCCUACUCCCUCCCUUCUUUUAUUGGCUUUUUUUUUUCCCGAUUUCCCCCUCUUUAGAUUCUUCAAGAUGCCUCUGUGUAUUGAUCAUACUCUAUCAUCUAUGCAAGUUCCGGGCUCAAAUAAAGCCAGAUCUCAGAUUGGCCGAUCUGACCUAAACCAUUGAAUUUUUGAAGUUUAAUACCAGAGAUGAACACUCUUACCAUGUGUUGAGUCCGUGUAGGUAGAGUUAUAUGUUUGUCUGUUAAUGCUUGUUAUCCUGUGAGGCUCUUUUUAUGUUCUUUAUAACUUGAAGAGUCAGACUAGCCAUUGGGCAAUGUUGGGGACCUCCGACCUUUGAAAAACUCCCUGAAAUGCUGUGAAAUGCUGGUUUGGCAGCUUUUUAAGACCUGACAACCACCACAGAUGCAGAUGGGUCAACCUGACUUUGGGUCUUCAAAGCCUAUAAAACAGACAAAUUAAAAGAAACUGGAUAGACCUGGCCAGAUUUUGUAGAAAUCCAUGUGAUAUAGUUCGGGUUAGGUUUGACCCGACAGGCAGACAGUCAACCCCAGCCAUAGCUUGGUAAAAAAAUAGAGUUUAGACCAGUAGACUCGAGCAUUCAAAUGUGUCAACCUGGUUUUAUAGAUUAGUUUGCUCUUUUUCUGGAUAGUCAGCCUGGGCUGACAACAGUGGACCUUAAAUUGGAUCAAACCCAGGAUACAGAGGGGUCAACAGGGUUAUUCUGAUGACUGAUUAUCUUCAUACUUUUUGUACAUUUUUCGAUAAACGUUAUGCCAAUGGGUUUGCCAUCUUCAAAGUCAUGUAUUGCCGUUGAAUUCUCAACAGCAUUCUACACAAACACUUGAACUAUAUUAAAUGAUGUGGGCUAUAUCACAACCAUGAUUCUGGCAAGCAGAGUUAUAUCAGUUUUGGUCCCUCAUUGUGUUCUGAAUGUUUCUGAUUCCUGACAAGUAAUUAUGUACUGCCCUUGGUCAGAAUCAAUUAUAAUAUACCUUUGUUCAUAUGUUUAAGGCAGACCGCAAUGAAUAUUUGUCUUCUCAAAUGUAAAUUGCAUCUCAUUUCAGUGCUAGGAUUUCAUAGAUUCCUCUUGUCUAAUGCUGACCUUGGAGGAUUCCAAACAGUCCCAUAGGAAGCCAGAAUCUCUCUUUGGAGUAGGGUAAUCAACUAUACCUUUUUAUAGGGAUAUCCAUCGUGUAGACUAAUUCAAGAUAUAUUAUGCCGUAUGCACGAACUUGCUCAUGCAGCAAUGUAUCAUUUUGAGCGGAAAUUCUCUGGAUGGCUCUUUUUCUUUGAGAAUAUGACGUAAAUCAGAGCUGUGUUUCCUUUUCACGUGUUUCUCUUUUCAAGGUGUAGUGGAGCAUUUCUUAUUGGGUAGAUUUUAUUGACUUGACUGAUGUUGCUUUACAGUUGUUUUUCCUCUUUUGGGAAAUUUUCCAUCUCACAUAACCAAUUGACUAUCUGUUGACCUAUCAAUACCACUGGGAUCUUCUUGUGCCAUAUUUUUUGUUUCCCAUGGCUAUAUUAUGUGGUAUAAAUAAAGGUAGGCUAUUAAGGUGCUACGUUGUGUUUCAGGUGGGAAGCUGGUCCUAAGGCAAUAGAUGGAAUUUGGGCGCCCUGGUGGUAUGGGAGUGUACACAAGUCUACAGGAUUCUCAUCCCCACGUCCAUAUCCCACAGUAUGAAUAUCCCCAUUAUUACUGCUGUAAUGAAGUGUUAUUUGUCAACGGUUAUGGUUUAUGGUGCAUGAUAAUUGGUGGUAGUUUACCUUUGUAAAUGCUGAGCUUCAACUGUUUUCGAGUGGUCUGCACGAAACUUGUGUGGGAAGUUGAGGAUGUGAAGUUUCUGAUUUGCAAAGUUGAGGUAGAAAAAUCACUAGGAUUCUAUACCUUUCCAAAUAAAUUGUUCAAUUUUUUUUGAAUCUUACCAAGGAUGAUUGAGUGUGUCGUUGAGGAAUUUAAUGCUAACUCAUGGUCCAUCAAAGGCUGUAUAUGCACACGUAGUGACAUAUACAGCUAUAGACUGAUUAGUUUACAGUGACAGGAAAAUUAUCAUAAAGAUAUCUCUGUCAUUGAGACUGAAGGCUAUGAUUGAUAACAUUCUGGAUAGCCCUAGAUCUGAUUCACGUAGGGUGAAUACAUCCUUCGAAAGUAAUGCGGUAGGAUAUGAGCGCCAUUGACUAUCCAACAAGUAAGAAACAGAAAUGUAUCAUGUGCAAGCUGAGCUAUGAAGUCUCUUUCACAGAAUUAAUUGGAACUGUUCAUUUGGCCGAAUGAAGCUUUGGUUUUCAUAGACUGAAGGUUGAAGUAGUUUUAAAAAGUUGCCCUACUGCAAAUUUCUAGAUUUGGUCUAUAUAAAUCCCUGCAGAUAUGUUGGAAAUGGUUGACAGCUAGAAUGAGGGAAUGAAGAAUUUCGUGGUUUGUGAUACAACAUUGACCAACAACCUAACAAGCAUAGGACACUGACCAACAACCUUAUCUUUACUUGUACCUUUUUUCCUCACACUCUCUUGCAAGCUGGUGAACAGGCUACUCUAUUCCUACUUUGGAUAUAAUAUUCUGAAAUAUUGAACUACUUAGUCCCUUAGUAAGUACAUUUACAAGUUGGCCAUGUGUGGACGUAUAAGAUGUACAAAUCAAUCUACUCUUCAGCUUCUCCUUGAUAGUGAUAUCUAUCAAUAUCUAGCUUCUUGAGGAUUUUCCAGAGUUUCAAAUUAAAGAUUCAAACAAAGGAAUGGGGAAAGACUUAGGAUGUGAUGAUACAUCAAGUAAGAAAAAUUUCCAUCCUUAUCUUCAUUGAUUGAACUUUCCUCCUGAAGAUAAGGUGCAGUCAAGUAAGACUUCUGUUCAUUGAAAGUGACAUCAAUUGGGACAAUUUCUUUGAUGGAGUUUGAUAACACUCAUACCCUUUUUGACUUGGAGAACAACUCACAAAGAGACAUUUUAAUGCCUUAGGAUCUAAUUGCCCCCUAUGUUGCCAUGAACAUGAACAAAUGAUACACACCUAAAUAUCCUAGGGACAAGAUUAUUUGUAAUUUGUUAGUUUAGUUGGAAUAAUGAUAAUUAUUCUAUUAGACUCUUGAAUCUUAAGAUUCUAGAAGGUAGACAAUUUAUGAGAUGUGUGGUUGUAAGAAUAGCUUCUCCCCAAGAAGACCUAAGCACAUUGUUUUGGAAAAGAAGGGCUGGGGUUACCUCAAUAAAAUGAUCAUUUUUCCUUUCUAUUAUUCCAUUUUGCUGUGAUGUAUUGACACAUGAUGACUUAUGUACUAUUCCUUCUGUUUGAAAAUAUGAACUCAGAAUUUGAUUGACAUACUUCCUAACGUUAUCUGACCUAAACCGUUUGACAUUUACUCCAAAUUGAUUCUUAAUCAUACAACAAAAAUUUGGGAGAACAAUAUUCCAAUCAGAUUUAUGUUUAAGUGGAAAAAUCCAGGUAACAUGAGUGCAACCAUUGAUGAAUGUCAUAAACCAUCUAUAACCCUAGAAACAUCAGGAACGGUUGAAGGACCCUAGAUAUCACUAUGAAUAUGAAAAAAAGGGAUAAAACUUUUUUCUUUUCAAAUUAGAGAAGACACGUUUGUGUUUAGUAUGUUUACUGACAUGAUAGUGGAACUUUCAACACUUAGAUUUUGAAAUAAAAAAGGAAAUAGAAUUCUAAUAGAGGAAAAAGGAUUGUUGGUCUUAAAGGCUGAGAGAAUCAACAAUGAAGGUCAAUAAUCAAGAGAGAUUGUCAGCAAUUAAGUCUGACCUGGAAAAUCACGAUGAAGACCACAGAAAAAGUUCCCAAAUUUACAAGCCUAAGGCUCUAGUACCAUGACACAAACCAUUGAAGGAUAAAAAGUUAGGAAAAAUCUCUUCCACUAAUCAAAUCAUUGUACAACAGCUAGUUAUACACAAUUACCCUGGUCACAAAAAUGUAAAUUGCCUAGGUUAAGGAAACUGACCAACUAGGAAACUGACCAACAGAAACUAACUCCUGAUUGCGCAUACUGAAAGAGGGUGACAUCAUUCUACCUUGAAUCAUAUUGUUUGUAAAAAAGUACUCUAGAAAGGUGCCAUGACUAGUUCUUGGGCAAGCUUAGGAAAGAUUGUAUCCAAAGACUGAUAAAAGUGAAGACAUGAGGUGGGGAGAGAACAAUUGAAUAAUAAAAGACUUGUUCUCAGACUUGGACUAGACAAGCUUCUGUGAUCAUCAAAUUUAAUGGCCUCUUGGUCAAGAAUAGUGAGCCUUGUACUCUCUACAAUAGUUACUUCAUCUUGUAUUGAAUCAGGGGAACAAGACGAUGAGGUAAGGGCAACUAUCAUAUCAUCAGUUAGUCAAGAGUCAAUAACACCAAUCACAAGUAGGAUAAAUGGUCACCUUGUGACUGACAUAGUUGCUUGGUUUGUGGCAUGUAUGUCGAUUAUUAGAUGAUAAAUAUGAGCUAUUUUCUAUCUCUGCACAUAAAUUUCCUUUGUAAGUGUCCACACUUGAUGAGUCCUCAUUUUAUCAAGAAAUAUUGGGGUUAAAGGGAAAACCCGCAAUUUUCUAACUUGCUGGCAUCUAGAGAAGACAGAGAAUUGUCCCGAGUCUUUUGUCCGCCCAGGAAUGACCUAGUGUCGUCUUGACAUAUGUGAAAGACAAUAGCGAAAAGAGGACCGACCAGAGCAUUGGAUUUGAACUCUUGCUGUAUAAAAUCAGAGAGAGAAGGGAAAAGAGGUUUGACCGGUUCCCUUGGUGCCUGAACAAGUCUUGAACUUCAAGUCGUUUUUCAUGGUCUAGGACAAGUCUUCUUUGAUCUGUUGACUAAUUGACACAAGAGUUCUGAUAUUAUGUUGAUAGAAGAUAAGAUAAGAAGACGACAGAUGCACAUCAAAGAGGUGACAAUUGGCAAAAAAAGUGGGUCGGCUGGGUCCUCUGAAUUUGUUUAUAAUUAGGAUAAACCUCAACGAAGUUGCAUGGUAAAAAUAGCCUUCAGGGUAUUAGAUAUAAAAUACAAUAAAUAACUAACGAUGAGGGAAAUGAUACAAGUAUCUUUAUAUUCUUAAUAUCAUUUUCAAUGCGUGCACAUAUACACAUGAAUAAAUAGAUUAUUUUUACAUGUUGCGCUCAACUUUUGGUUUCUUUUCUUUUGAACUAUCCUAUUUUUGGAUACUUGUUUUACCAGGGUAAAAUAUUUUCUGCUUGGUUAUGUCAUCUCCCCUCCCUUAUUAACCACGGUUCUUCUCCGGGCAAUGUAUUGUAGAUAUAUACUUGUCCUUAUUUUCGAUUUUAGCUAUCUUUUGAUUAUUGAACUGUGAUGUUAUCUUAUGUCUCAUCCUGGGUUACUCUUCAGCCACUCCCCCCUGCAUUGUAUGCGUUAUUGGAGCAAAGUCUACCAUUCUACAACCUACUAAGGCGCCAUGUGAAGCGAUCAUCAUUCGCAUUGAAGCCUUCCUUACCUGUUCCUACGCUUCCUGUUUCCGAAAAUAAGAAGAUUCUUGUUUGGGUUGGAGAUGAACUCUUAACUCGUGAUAGUGCAAAGGUAUUUUGUCAUAUUUUUAGUUAUUUUUUACCACUACUCUUGGUUCUUUGAUGUUUAGUUAUGAUAAUUCCUGAAUUAUAUUUUCCAUACAUUUUGACACUCAGAUUUUCACAGGUUUCAGUGCUUGACUCUGUAGUACAAGGUGGUGAUGCAGUUUGGGAAGGACUCCGUGUCUACAGGGGGAAGAUUUUUAAGCUUAAUGAUCAUCUAGAUAGGUCUGUUUUCUAAAGUUGCAUAAAACAAAGCAUUCUGCUGGUUGUUCCAAUGCAUUUUAGAUAUCAGUCUCUAGCAUGUACUUUUCACAGUUUUUUCAUCUGCUAAUUUUUUGUAUGAUGCCUUUAAAUAAUUGACCUUUAACUGAAACUUCCUUUUCUAACCAGAUUAUUUGACUCCGCAAAAGCUUUGGCUUUCAGUAAUGUUCCCAGUAGUGAAGAGGUAAGCUGAAAUUGGCUGUGUUUCUUUAGAAUUUACAUUAUUCUCGUAUGGUUCUAUCAUCUAAGGAGUUCAAAUAGUCCAAUGCAAGGAGCGCAUUUUUUUGAAUGACCUUCGGACAAAGUUGUAUUUGGUACUAUGUAAAUGUAUUGUUGUAGUUUAACAACUAGGUUAUGUAGAGACAUUUUAUUCCAGCAGCUUGCUUACCUUUAUUUAUCUAAUGAAACUACAGGUUAAGAAUGCUAUUUUUAAGACUCUUAUCUCGAAUGGGAUGUUUGACAAUGCACACAUCAGACUCACCCUGACACGUGGAAAAAAGGUUCUACUUUCUAUGCUCACCCAUUCCAACAUUGCUUAUUGAGUUUUGAAAAGCCCAUCUUCACAUUUUGACGCUGCUGAAUAUUUAAUGUAUUUGCCAACCUUCCUGUUUUGUUUCUUUCUUUGUGAUCUUUCAACAACUAAUUUGUAUUCUGGCGUAUGUCUUCUGCAUCAGGUUACAUCUGGAAUGAGCCCGGAAUUCAAUCUGUACGGUUGCACACUGAUUGGUAACUAAACGCUUAAUAUCCAAAUUUGGACUCUUGUUGGUUAAGCUCUGAAAUCACUGGUCAUCAUUAUUCUUUACCUCUUAUUGAAGAUCAUUGAAUCCAGAAUCUCCCCAAAAUAUAAAUAGAUUAGACCAUGCAGUGGUAGGCGUGGUUGAUCUGAGAUCCAAUCCCAAUUUGGCAGACUCUGUGCUCACGCGAUCAUGAAGAAAUAGGAUCUAGUUACCUUCUUUCUUAGAUGUCAAACGUGAACAAAGCACUUAUUCUUCUUAGCUUUAUUGAAUAUAACUUUUACGACAUACAUAGGGCUGAGAGAGUUUCUCUCGUACCAUCUUUAGAAGUUUUAUGAUUAAGUACGCCCAGAAAAGACAAAGAAAGGAAACCAGAAAAUAGUAAUGAAAAAUAUAACUUUUUAUGAAAUCUGUAGCAGCUCUAAGUAAUUGGAAGAAUAGCCAUUGAAGGAAAUAUAUUUUAGGAAUAUACUUCUCAAAAUAUAUCACGAUAUUCAUCUCUCCACCUCAAGCCGGUGAGUGUAUAUCUUAUAUUUCCAACUUAAUUGUUUGACCCUGAAAUCGUGCAACAAGUAGUUUCUUAGAAAAUAUACUAGUUGUUCUCAUGAUGGCACAAAUGAAAUGCUAACUAACCCGCUUUCAAGCUUCGUUUUAUUUAGUAUUGGUCAAUCUUUAUAUAUAUGCUUAGUUUUGAACAUAGGUUUGACUGGAUUAUCACAAUUUUAGUUGCAGAUUUGUUAUCGCAAGACAGCUUCAUAGGCACACUUCUUGCAGUUCUCAAGUCAUCUAGGAUUAUGUUUAGUGACAAUAACUCACAUAUUUCAUGAGCCAUGGGCUUGAAUUCAGUUUCAGUAUUUGAUCUGGGAACUAUAGAUUGUUUCUUGUUCUUCCAUGUCACAAGAGUUAUAAGAUUACUUCCAUGGAGCAUGGAACAUCAUUUAGUGAAACCUUCUAUCACCCAGUUAUUGUGCAUAGUUUGCACUCGUAGAAAUCUUUGAGGUUAGCUUUCCAUCUUUUGAGAAUAACAGUCUUCUCCUAGGUGUACCUUUUGAGGUACUGAAUUAUUUUAUAAUUGCUUGCAAAAAUGCUCUUCGUUGGGAUUCCACACCAUUUGACCUACUACACCGACAACAUAGGCUGUAUCUAGCAUCAUGUAUGAUAGGUAAAUCAAUUUUCCAACAUGUUUUUUAUAGCUUCCUUCGUGUACAUCAUUCCUAGUUUCUUCUUUGACCAACCUAUGAUUUUGUCCAAUAGGAGUAUUGAUUUAUUUUCUCCCUGGGUUUCCAGUGUCCUUAGGUAAAUCUAAAACAUGUUUUCUUUGAGCAAUGAAAAUUCCUUGUUUGAAGUAGGCAACUCUAAUCCGUUGAAAUACUUUCAUUUGGAGUAGGCAACUCUUUUUUUUUUUUCGAAUUCAUGCUCUGAUUACUCUCUUAAAUUAUUUCUCUUGUUUUCGUCUUAUUUACUAAAAUUAUGUCAUCAAGACAAGUAAGUAGAAUUGAUAUAUUAUACCUUCUUAAGCUCUUUGAUAAAUAGUGUAUGAUCCCCUUUACAUUGUCUGGUGCAAUAUAACUUUAUAAAUCUUCCUUACCAUGCUUGAAUGGAUUGCUUUAACUCAUUACAUGAAUUUUUUAAUGGGUGCACUUCAUUUGAUCUAAUGUUUCCAUCAGAACUUAGUGGAAUCUCCAUGAAGAUUUCUUCUUCCAAAUCCGUAUGAAGGGAAGCAUUCUUCACAUCAAAUUGUUGUGAAUUCCAGUCAGACUACGUUGUUACUUGCCUUGUCUUGUAUCUUUCUAAACAUUAACUUUAUAUUUUAGAGUGUAAAUCCAUCUGUAUUGCACAAUUUGUCUUUAGGUCGAGGAACAAUCUCCCAAGUCUGACUUUUUUCUAGUGCAUUCAUCUUGUUUUUCAUGGCUUGUGUCGAUUCCUUAUUCCUUAAACUGUUUCUUAUAUAUCAAUCGACUCUUAGUACAAAGGCUUUAUGUUUAAAACAUGGUCGGUCAAAUGAGACAAAAUUAGUUAAAAGAGUUGAGUGCCUUCUCUGGUUUCUUUUCUCAAAGCAAUUGGAAGGUCAAGAUCACAUUAAAUGUUGAUGGAGGAAGUGUGGUGUCAUUACAUGGAUUUGGUUUAGAUUCAUGAAUGUCUUUGGUCUUGGUUGAGCUGUACAUGUCUUGAAUAAACCUUCAAUUUCUUUGCGGGUUGCUUGGUUUGUGACUAAUGGUAUUCCUGAGUAAUUUUUGGAGACUCAAUUCUAUUUGGGCUAUUUUAAUUGGUAAUUCAGAUGACCCAGAAUCUAAGACCUCUUAGAUAUUAUUAGAUUCGAGUGUCUUCUUCAAUGUUGAUGGACAUGAGUGUGAAUAUCGACUUGGGGCUAAAUGUAGAUCGACAUCCCUAUAUUUGAUGUUGUGGAACCUCCUCAGGAAACAAUAAAUCUAUGCUUUGAUUUGUAGAAGUUACGAUAGCCUUUUUGCUACUUAAAAUAAUUGCUGCGGAUACUCUUUACCGGCGUUCAGGUCGCCACUGUAUCUCUGAUGCUAUGAAGAAAGAGCUUAUUAUUUUUUUCCACUAAACCCAAAACCUCUGCUGAUGUCCCUUUAAAAGGAUUCCAAGAAGAUCUAUUGCUUGACCUCAGAAGAAAGUCCUUGUCACACUCUAAGAGCUAUGUAAUGCAUUUGAGUCUAAAAUUCUACCAUCUUCUCCUUCCCUGAUCCCCGCCUAAUUUCCCAAGUCCUUUAGCCCUUUGCUGGCCUGGAAUCUUUGGGCUCAUUGGAGCUCCUGCAUCACUUUCUAGAAGUCCCUUGUCUGGGUGAAUGACGCAAUGAUCGAAGAAAGCUACUCCUCACACAUAUCUUAUUAAUCGGGUGAUCCCUGCGUAACAGAGAUCAAUAAAUUCUCAUCCAUAUAUGUCAUUUCAUUUUUGUCAGUGCUUGGAGAGAAGAUCUGAACUAAAGUUUCUAUAUUAUGCACAGGAGAGAAUAAGUUUCCACCAAUUUCUUACCUACUUUUCGCAAAUUCUAUGAAUCAUCGGGUAGUUUUCUUAAUUCCUUAGUUGCAAAAGAGUACAUAUUAUCCAGCACGAAAACAAGAGCCUCUGCUUCCUUUUUAAAAAUAAAUUCAUAACCUGACUCAGACCCUUGAAAACAACAUGUCUCUUAGCAAUUAUAAAGAAAUUUCGAUCAAGAUAUUCGUCUGUUUAUUGUCAUAUGCGAUUUUUUAGCAAAUAAAUAGUCCUGUGGUUAGCUUGCUCACCAUUCCCUCUCCAUCUCUUCCUAUAUAUGCAAUAUUUCUACGCUUCAUGCUUCCAGAUUCUCCGUAUUUUCUUUACAAUUCGGAUCAUCCAAUCAUGGUGUGUCGUCUGUUUCAGAAACUUCCUGGCCGCCAAUUCUGUACCCAUGCUCAGCGAUCUUUAUUCAAUACCUUCCUGACAAUCAAUUAACCUGUCUCUGAAAAUUAUUGUUUUUUUCUGCGUAGGAGUGGUUUGGAAGUUUCUGGAAUUGUAUGGCUAUCUCUCUUAUUUAUCACUAAGGACCCUUUGUAAUCUUAAUCUAUCCAAAGCUUCCAUACCUCGGCUCCCUGAACUUUCUCUCUUCUGAAUUUUACGUGUGUUCCUACUCUCUUUGUUAACAGGAUCAUAGACAAGCCUUAUGUCGUGCGUAUUGAGAUUUGGGGAGAAAAAUAUUUCAUUGAGCUUUCCUGUCAGUCUGUCCCACAUCUUUCCCUUCAGCGCUGGUUGGUCUGUGGUGUGAAUGUGUAUUGUAGUGUCCAUGUUGUAUUGUGGUGGUAACUUUUACCAUCCUGCUGAAAGAAAAGAAAUGAUUGGAAAACUAGCUAGGUGAAGUUCAAGGAAGAAGUUCAGCUUAUGACUGACUCUCAGGUCUUCUUUCAUAACCUUCCUAUUAUUCUCUGGGAGUUCUUUCACCUUCACUUGAACUUCUGGUCGGGAGUGUUCUUCACUAAAGUAAAGUGAUUGGUGGAUCUGUUCUUCCCCUGAUGCCACCAUGAUGGAAUAGACUUUUCCAUUAUCCUCUAUCAGCUCCACAUUCCUUACUUUUUGCACAUGCUGUGUCAACCGUAUCAUGGAACAAAAAUCCUGGGUAGUCGUACACUCUUGUUCUGGGUGGAAAUCUUCAUACUCAGGAAUCUUUUACUCAUUUGGCACAGUGAAAAAUGCUGAUGCGCUCCUUAUUUUGUUCAUAACAUUACAUGAAUCUCGUUUUACAGAGACGGUUCGAAAAUUAGCCUUCCGUUUAGAUACAUAAAGUAUAGAUUUCUAAUGUGAUGAAUUUUCCUUGGUUUUCACAGUGCUUGCUGAGUGGAAACCACCAGUCUAUGAUAAUAAUUCUGGAAUAAAGUUAGUGACUGCGACCACACGUCGGAACUCACCAAAUGUAAGUUUUAUCGCUUCUAUUUUAUUAAUCAUCAUUUUAUAUUUUUCUGUCCAUCUUGAAUCUUAUUUUACCAUAAUGCAUGGAAAGGCAUAUUGCACUCUUAGGAUUUGCAAUUUCUACUUAUUGAAUAGCUGUGGUAUAGUUUUAAGUGGUCUCAAUCCGGAAAUAUAACUCCCUGGGGAACAUUCAGGAAAGAAGUUUUAUUAAUCCAGGAGAACACUAGAAGGGUCCUGAAACGUUCGUUGGAAAUGCCUGUGUAUGUUCUAAGUGAAAUGAUGAUUUAGGUGUCUGGGCGUAAUUAUAUGAAUCCAUGAGAUUUCUGAUUGUAUUCCAACCUUUUAGUGCUUCAGGUUUUGUUCACAACACAAAAAAUUGAUGAAACAUACGAAAACUAAAAAGUAUCAAUUUGAUGAAAGCUAUAUGUAGUGUAUAAAAGCUUUUAUAGCAUCAAACUAGUUCAAAAUUAGGCUUUAAGCAUGAGGGAUUAUUACUCUAACAAUUAUGGAAAUAGAAAUUUUCUUUUUCGUUUUUCAAUGAUUUUGUCAAGCAUCACAUCUCUAGCUUCUCAUUUUGGAUUCUACUUUCCCUUGUCCAAUUCUAACUAAGGUCAGAGAGGAAUGGGAAUCAUUAGUCUGUUUUGAGUUUAGUAUGUACGUAAUGAUUGGCAUUAAUGGCUAUUAUAUAAAGGGGAAAUGCCAAAUGAAGUCUUGUGGAUUUUGGCAGCCCAUCAAUUUAUGAUUACUUCACUUAAACUUAAUUUAUGAUUUUUUCAUUCCUUUUUGUAGAAUUUGGAUUCAAAGAUUCAUCAUAACAAUCUUAUCAACAAUAUAUUGGCCAAGGUUUGUCUUCUCUCCGUAUUUUUGACUUGAUGUGUAAAUUCAUCGUGUUUUAUUAUUUUCACUGAAUUCAAUAAGGGGGACAUAUCACCACUAAUUAGCUGUGGACGUCACAGAUAGAAGGAAAUCUUGCCAAGGCAAAUGAUGCAAUCAUGCUGGACUACGAUGGCUUUGUAUCAGAAACAAAUGCAACCAACCUCGUGAGCCUUAUUCUGCUAUUACGACUCAACUCCAAUGUUGUUCUUUUAGAGAUGAUUGACAAUUGUUUAGAAUUGGAAUGCAGUUCUUGGUUAAGAAAGGCCUUGUGUCGACUCCUCAUGCUGAUUAUUGCCUGCCUGGGAUUACCAGAGCAACAGUAAGCUUUUGAAGACCCAUCAAUUGUGAUGAAAAUUUAGAUGAGCAUACCAACUGCGUUCUCAACGUUUUUUAGGUUUACGAUUGCUUAUUAUGUUAUUUAUUUAGAAACAUUGCAGAAUAGUUCUUUCACUGCGGAGAAAUUAGAUUUUUUUUCCAAUUAGUGGCUCUUUCGAUUAGUCUGCAUUUGAUAGUAGAAGCUUUCCCCUUUUCAAACCUCCUGUAUUUCUUAGUUGGUGUAGAAGGAAUCUUUGGUAGGCAUGAUGAUUUCAUCUUCGACCGGCUUCUAUAAUCUGCUCUAUUUUCUAGACACUGAGUAGGCUUAGGGGUUUAAGAUGAGUAAUUUAUUGGGCUAACUUAAUACCAAAUCGGUGCAACUCAUGCCACUUUGCAGUAGUGGUGAUACGAUCCCCCAGUUCAAUGAAAAGAAUACAGAGAAAAAUGGGUAUCUGGCAUGAACACAUUAAUUAAAAAUGAGCCUCUCUUCUGAAGAUUAAACGUUUAAUUCAUAGUUACUUGCCCCCAAUACCUUCUCCCAGACCCCAUGUGAUAGAUUGUGCUUCAGCUGCAGAUUCUGUUCAAUGAAAGACGGAAAAAAUAGAAAGUGCAGCCAAUGUCAAGGCAUUUUGUGUGUAGCAAUAUUAGUGACGAGAAGGUGCAGCUUUUUCCCCAUUUCUUUCUAUUCUGCCUUUUCUUUUCAUUUCUUCCACCACCACAAGCUGCCAACAAGCGCCUCGUUCAUCUUUAAUGGACUCGUUGCUUGAUUAAAAUACUGGGAAAAGAGAGUCUCGCCUCUAUUAUUUUUCACUCUUGCAAGUCUGGUAACCUGUCCCCAGCCAACUUAGCUUUUGAGGCUUCUGGGUCAGACUGAUGUUUGAGUUGGCCAACUCUGCUCCCGAAGUGUCCAGUUUUGCUCUUUAUUCCUCAUCUCUGAGAAGCCAUAACCUGUAGGAAGAAAUGUCUCAGGGCUAAUGAAAGACAGUAGCAAUGCAAAAUGUGAACGCCAUUUGCUUUUCUUGGAGAGUACUGCUUUUUAAUGAAUAAAAGUUUGCUACUAGUAGGAUUUUCUCUAAGAAGUGAAUUGGCUAUGCAAAUUUGGAGCUCACAGGACAAGAUGCUCUACUGUUUGAUGGUGUUACUGGUUGGUCGUGUAUUAAUUACUUUUCUUUUUCAUGCAGGUUAUGGAGCUUGUCAUUAAAGAAAACUUAGUUUUGCAUGAGCGGCGUAUCAGUCUGUCCGAAUUUCACACUGCAGAUGAGGUUAGAUUGAUUUCAAAUCAACCACUCAUGGAGAUUUGAUAGGUUUUUCUGAAGAAAAGUCCUUACUGUUCUAUUUAAAUCAUCGUAAAAUUUAACUUCCACUUCCACCUUCGGAAAAGCUCAUCUUUUCUCCUUUUGCCUUGUGCAGUUCAUUCUAAUAUUGAGGAAUGGUAUGACCUGAUUAGUGUAGGAUUACUGUAUCUUUUACCGUUUAUUCCUUUAUAUUAGGCCACCUAGCAUGUCGUUGAUAGGUGGGUGCUAUUGAGUUAAUGGACCAAAAUUUCAGUAAGCCAUGUGAUAUGUAUGGAAGCCUUAGCAUUUGUGUUCUCAAGGUUCAUAUUUCACAGAAUCUCCCUCACUACAUCUCUAGAGAUUGAACCUGGUAGAUGCCCUGUUUCUCUUGACGGUGGAAUAUAUUUCCUAAGUUUCACAUUGAGGUCAGUGGUACCCAUCCCAUGCAAUCAGAUAGGGGGCUCACUUGUAUUGGAUUCAUAUUUCUCCUUCAAACUUAAUAUACCCACUUCACUGUCUGGAGGCUACUCUGAAUGAUAAACAUUCUACGUGUUGUCUUGCCAUAUACCAUACAAGACUCUGACUUGUGGCAUCAAAAUUCAGGCAAAGCACUAUCAUAAUCAUCUUAAGACACAUACGUAUUCAUUGUUGUUAUGAUUUUAUCACAUUAGAAAGAAUACAGACGUAGGUUUACUCUACCCAUUAUCAAUUAGUUGACUUUCAUCACCUUAUAUUUUAGUCCAUUUGCUGGAGCAUCGUCUUUAUUUCUUGUCUGAAAACCCUAAUAUAUCUUUAUUAAGAUAGUCUGUAUAUGUAGACUAUCCUAUUAUAUUUAUUCUAGAAAAAAUAAAGCAUCCUUUGUAGUUUUGAGCUGGAGGCCCCAAUAGUUUAACAAUGGCCUGUGGCAGAUAUUCUCUUUCCGGUGGUUGUACUGAAGGGCGACAUGGUAACCACUAUUGAAGCGAUUGAACUGUUUCACUGCCAUCUUUCUUCCUCACAUGAACAAAAACUCUACAAGUUUGUGAAGAUUUAUGUAUUGACAUGACCUUCUGAAUGUAUGUCGAGUUUCUUGUUGGAGACGAACUUCCCUUUGUACUUCCUUUUUUCUUUCUUUUUCUGAGAAAUGUGGGAUGCACCACCGAUUUUUAUUCUCUCGAAAAGAUAUACACUAAAGGAAAAUGAAAAAAAGAGGUGACGUACUUGCGUUCAAAAGUGUUAUGGGCGAGAUAAACUGGCGUGGAUAAGAUGCAUGGUGGUGAAAAGGUACGGUGAACUUUGUGAAUGUACCCUCCUGUUUUUGCUCUUCUCAAACCAAUUCAAGAAGAAAAAUUCCUGCAUGUAUAGAAAACUAGUUAUGGAAAAGACGGCAAAAAAUUAUAAAAAUAAUACGAUUUAAUGGCAUUGGUCAUUUUCUUCUUAAGUCCAUCAAGGAGUUUUUUCUUCAAAGGUUUCUUCAACCCUGACUGUCUUCCUGGAUGCUGCUGCAUUCAUUUUCUUUUAAUUUCUCUAUCAUAUGAAUCCAUCUCCUGCGGGAAUAAUUUGUCUUCUCCUUUUCAUGAUACAAACCAUGGCAGACGUUAGGUACUGUAGACACCUUGAGCAUUGAUGCCCGUCUCUUUUGGCUUGCAGGUAUGGACAACUGGGACAAUGGGAGAGCUUACACCGGUAUGGUGUUUCUUGUUAAAUCUGAAAAAAUCUUUUAGUUUGCCGUGUGAUGAUUCUACAAUCCAUUCUUUUUUCCUUUUGACGAUUCUUUUAUUAUGAAUGUUUACUUUCUCGGGGGAAAAACACUUUUACUUCAAUAGGGGUUAAAUUAGACAGAAAAAUCAUUAGUUGGGCGUCUUUGAUGCAUGGGCGACAAGUCACUUGUUCUACAAUUAUUUUGCCCAGUUGAAACAAAAUGAAUGAAGUCAAAAGUGAAGGUCAUUGUUUCAUACUCUGCAAUUAUGAGGGCUGGUUGCUCUUGUUUCAUGGUUCAAAUAAUUGCAGAUUUAUGCCGAUUGGAUCUCAUACGGAAUGUAUGUAGUUGAUACUUAUUAAGUUUUAUGUACAUUAUUUUUCCCUUUUCAAUGAUUCAUUCGAUUCACCAUUUAGCUCUGAAUAUCCUCCAAUCGCCUUCAAGGCAUCUAACCCAGCAAUCUAUUUCAUCCUCAGAAAGUUGAUUUUCUUUUUCAAAGAAACAUAAAAAAUCUGCCAUCAUUAUUAUAUUGAGAAGUUUCAAGUCUUAGUCAAUUCUUUGAACCUGCACGUUUUCCUUCCUGAGAGAUCAUAACUUAGUGGAGGAUUGACCUUCAACAGGUUGUCAUGAUCGAUGGCCGAAUAAUUGGUGAUGGUCAUGUGGGACCCAUCACUAGGAGGCUGCAAGAAGCUUACAAGCUCCUAACAUCAGGCUCAGGUGUGAAGAUACCAAUGAGCCCAGAGAUGUAG